UAAAUAUUAAAAGAAUGUCGAAUAUGACGGGUGAUUUGAAAAUUAUGAGACCAGCAGAGCUAGAAGAGGCUGCUAGUCAUCAGGCCCAGUGAAGUCAGUGGGAAACCUCCACUGAUGGAGAGUCAAUAGUUGGUGACUUCCCUCAUUUUGAUGCCAAUGGUGUGAAGUCAUGUGGGGGUAACCUCAACACUCAACAGUCAGAAUGCCAAGGAGCUGAGGACGAUUCCAUUACUAUUAUCAAUGAUAUAAUCAAUCCCUUAGAGUCUGUGAAGAGCUACUUGGUUAGGAAAAAGUAUAUCUCUCAGGAGACUGAGGAGAACAAACAGUUGGCCAGUCAGAAAUUGAUCAAAAUGACUGAAGAAUUAGGCCAGAACUUCUACUAUGCCUUUAUUGCCCAAGCUGCUCUGAAUGUAAUCAAAGGAGCAAUCUCACCAAACAAGAGAUUUAUCCCAUCAGUGCUGAAGAUCUUUGGACGUAAGAAUAUCUCCUUGUGAGCAUUCUUAGCGAUCCUAGGAUGUGGCUACAAGUACGUAAUGGAGCGGCUACGUAAGCUUUCCGCUCAUCACGACCAGAUGAAUACUUUUGUAUCCAUUUUAUUAGCUACUUGGUCACUGACAAGAAGUAAAGCAUCAGGUAGCACUAAUUAUACCUAUUACUUGGUCGUAUGAAAGUACCUUGAGAUGAUGAGCAAGAUCCUCGAGAAAGGAAAAGUUAUUAAGAAAGUUAAGAAUUUUGACGUAGAGUUCUAUGAACUCUGUCUGCUUCAUUUCAAGCUCAGGUUCUCCCUCAGAGUCAAAAUUUCUAGAACCUAAUAUAUGAUACUUUAUCUAAAAUAACCUAUUUCC
Molecule: messenger RNA, 845 nt
Organism: Moneuplotes crassus
Lineage: Eukaryota; Ciliophora; Spirotrichea; Euplotida; Euplotidae
Source: the annotation of a GenBank genome assembly